Molecule: messenger RNA, 622 nt
Organism: Gryllus bimaculatus (two-spotted cricket)
Lineage: Eukaryota; Metazoa; Arthropoda; Insecta; Orthoptera; Gryllidae
Source: the annotation of a GenBank genome assembly
AAAUAUGGAGCCAGAUCAUUCUAAUGGAACAUUUCAAGAUUUAUUUAGAAAGAAGGUCAGAUCAAAAAUUGCGGAAGAGGACUGCCAGCUAUCCAUGAACGCAUUUUUAAGCAUUGGAGACUUGCAAAAGAAAGGUGUCUACCGAGGUGUGACUAGAGGAAUGACUUUUGAAGAAAUGGAUGCCUGCCUUAAUUUGGAACUGGCAAGCAACCCUCCCCGAAACGAUCCGAAACUACCCAAUUCAUCAUUGUCUCUCAACGAAUUGCAGGAUUGGUUAGACAAGGAAAUGGAGUUAUCGCGUCAAUAUACGUCGGCAGGGGGAGAUAUGAUGACCACAUUAGAAAAGAUGGUUCACAAGUCUGAUAAAAUAGAAAACUGGCUUAACAAAGAAGCUAAAAAUUCACAACUGAAACCCGAACUAGAGAAUGAAGAAACGUCAGCCAAAGGUCAGCAGAACGCACCGUAUCCAAAUUUCGAAGCGGCCGAGCGCAGCCUGCGGGCGCUCCACGAGACCCUGGGGCUCGCCAAACUCUUCCCGCGGCGCGGAGGCCAGGCUCGCCAGGAUAACUCGCCGGCGCCCUCCGCGACGGGCAAGCAGAGCGCGCAGGCGCCCGGAACCUCC